Styela clava is the source of this 2475-nucleotide messenger RNA. The record is from RefSeq and is a predicted model, not a curated record. Lineage: Eukaryota; Metazoa; Chordata; Ascidiacea; Stolidobranchia; Styelidae.
AAUAUCUUCAACGCUAUGGUGAAGGAUGACAUUUUAUGUGAUGUUGCGUUGCUCAAAAAGUGGAUGAAAUAGUAUCGUAUUCUGAACAUCAGUAUACAUUUAUACUGGACUACCAGUUUGUUCAAAUGAACCUAAUAUCUCUGAUAUCAAGUAAUGACUGUAAAUCAUGAUAUUUCGAUCUCAGAAGGAUCAUUGUUUCGAUCUUCUUUCAAAAAUAUUUGGAAUGUUGAAUGAUCCCAGUCUUUGUGAUAUAAGCAUUUCAGUAGAAGAAACAGUAUUUUGGGCUCAUAGGUGUGUUCUAAUAACUGCAUGUCCAACUCUGUUUAACAUAAUUGUUAAGGAGUUGGGCAACUCUCAGAAAAAGAUUGUUCAGUUAACACUACAAGGUCUUCCAGCUUCUGGAUUCAAUGCAUUGCUAUUGUAUGUUUACACUGGUCAACCCCCUGAUGUAAAUGAUGUAUCUAUUCUGGAGGGUUUUGUAAAAUGUUGCAGAGCACUUGGUGUAUCUCUUCCAUCAAAGCAAAAAAAUAAAGAUUAUCAAGAGAAUUUGGAUAAAUUACAGAAAGAUGCAGAAAUAACUUUGGAAGACACAAAUGUUUCACACGAUAAACACAAUGAAUUUCAAGUGUCUGUAAAAUUGGAAAAUGUUGACAAUGACCAAGAUGUAAGCUCACUUGAUGAGAUUAUCACUCAUGUAGUAGCUGAUUUAAGCUCCGCUGGUGAUUAUGACAGAGAAUUGCAUAAUAAAAUUUUAACACCUGUGAAGGACAAAACAGAAGUUAAACGUAAACAGAAAAAACCAACAAAAAAAGUCGCCAAUUUGCAUUCCCUCUUUUCUGUAAAGCGAAGGAGUGGGAAUGCUGGUAUUACAUCUGAUUCUACCUCAUUACUUUCAAAAUAUCCUAAGAUGCAAAAUUAUGAAGAACCAGAGGUUAAACAUGACCUAAUAUUGCCAGUUGAACCACCUUUUGCUUGUCCAUUUAAGGGUUGUGAGAAAGUUUUUGAAACCAGAAUUAAGAUGAAAAAACACUAUUUUAUUCAUGGAGAGAAAAAGCAUGCCUGCGAUGUAUGUGGAAGAAAAUUUUUAUAUAAGAAAGACCUUAUUGUUCACUGCAGAAUCCAUACUGGGGAAAAGCCAUAUGUGUGUUCUGAAUGUGGUGCAACAUUUACUCAAAUAGGCACUCUGAAAAGUCAUUUACCAACACACAUGACUCAUGCACCAAAAUUUGCUUGCGAUUCAUGUGAUAAAACUUAUACAUCUUCUCGCAGUUUGAGUCUUCAUAUCAGGGAGAAACAUACAGACAUAAAACCUUUACACAUUUGUCAUGAUUGUAAUAAAUCUUAUGAAAACCGUAAUGCUUAUAUUGCACACAUGAAAACUGAAUGUAUUUCUAGCAACUUCCGUUGUGCAGAAUGUGGCAGAAGAUAUCGCAAAAAAGAAGCCUAUGAGCUCCAUAUUGAAAAUUGCUCAGUGUUUUUAAAGCAUAAGUGCCAUCUUUGUGAUGGAGUAUUCAAAAAUAAAAGACAUCUUUCAAAUCACAUAUUUUCCUUUCAUUCAACACCAAAAUAUAAAACCGAGACAGACUAUGUUUCAGCUGCUUCAGUGCAAGUGUGUGUUGAUUCAAAUGAGACAGAAAUAAUUGGAAAAGAUUAGAUUCCCAAUUUCAGCCAAAUGACCAACCCGUUCAGGGUAGUUGCUAGAUUUUCCAUGUUUAAAUACUCAAUUUUCACCUGAUUUUGUUGCUCAAAUGUCAUUUUACGUUGAAAAAAGUUGCUUUACUUUUUUGUGUAGCAAUCACAACUUCAAAUAUUUUUUCUAUUUUGUUGCUACUUUAGUCAACAUUCCAGUUUCAAUUGUAAUAUUUUCAGAAAUCAUUGCCAAGAUUUGCACACAAUGAUUUGGAUCUCAUAGUCAUGCCCCUAACUCCUGGGUAUUACCGGUAGUUUUUGUUUAAUGGCGAAAUUAGCAAUGUGGGUUGUUAUUCCACAUUAUAUUAAGGAUUCAACAUACACAUUUCUGCAGAGGCAAUCGAGUCCAUAACAAUUUUAUUCCUGAUUCUGGAUUCAUUAGAUGAUUUGGUGUUAAAAAUAGCUAAUUUCACAAACCAUAUUGUAUUAUUUGCUGAAAUGCACAUACGUCAAAAUCAUAUAAGUUGCUCGAUAUGAUAUUUUUCAUCUCGGAAGGAUCUCUGAAGCUCUGUGUCCGUAGUUACCAAACUCUAUGAUCAUAUAAUAACUGCAACAAGCCGAUAUCAGUUUUUGUAAUUUGUUACAUGCCUUUUAUUUAUUUCAUAUCGUAUAUUGAUUUUGUACGAUGAAAAUUGAUAUCGGAAUCAUGUUUAGGUUGCUAGUUUGCCUCUUAUUAUUUAACAACAAAUAUUAGACCUUGCCACAUUUUUCUUUGUUAUUGUAUUUAAUAUUAUUUAUAUGGAUAUUCAUGCUAAUAAAUUUUAUUUUACUCUUUUUAUUUUCAGA